Messenger RNA from Hypomesus transpacificus, 3343 nucleotides. RefSeq names its product neural Wiskott-Aldrich syndrome protein-like. NCBI's taxonomy places the organism in Eukaryota, Metazoa, Chordata, Actinopteri, Osmeriformes, Osmeridae. Bases 534 to 2090 code for a protein of 518 amino acids. Gene Ontology annotation, biological process: regulation of Rho protein signal transduction; actin filament organization. The record is from RefSeq and is a predicted model, not a curated record. The transcript is spliced from 11 exons. Gene Ontology annotation, molecular function: actin binding; small GTPase binding.
CGGACAGGACUGUACCAUUCCAACGUUGACGUGCUGCUUUAUUAGGAUUAUUAACGAAACACUUAAGUACAAUUUAUAGUAUUUAUGUACAUCAUACGCGCUCUAUUACUGUUUAUAAAUACGAUCUUAGUGCUGCUUAAUGUUCUUAGUAAGAUCUAUUCAGAGCAUUUUGGAAGUGUCCACUCCCGCUGCAACUAGGUUGGAUUCUUCCUUAUACAGCCAUGUUGGAUGGAGCUGCUUAUUGACUGAACUCUCUCGCUGGAGUUCCGAUGAAAGUUUAGACCUUGCGAUUAGUCUUCUAGACGUCGCAAGAAUUUUGACCUAUUAAACUGUCAAUGGAAAUGCAUUAAGUAGCGUUUCUAAACGACCGUCACGUUUAUAUACUUUCCAAUAAUAUACCAGAAAGGCACCUGCACCGGUGUGAGGGUUUGGUAGCAGGCCACGGGACAAUGAUCACUGUUUGACUUUAUUUUCUAUCCUGGAUUGAAUAGAACGAGUUAGAAUCAUAGCACACGUUUUGUUGAUUAUACACAAUGAGCAGUCAUCAGCCCCAACGGCGGCCAACAAAUGCUGGAUCUAUCGUGCUCACGCCGCAAGAAAACGAUUGCCUUUUCAACUACCUUGGCAGGAAAUGUAUUUCGCUGUGCUCGGCGGUGGUGCAGGUGUACUCUGCCGAGAGGAACUCUGGCUGGACCAAGAGCUGUUGCGGUGUGGCCUGUCUGGUCAAAGACAAUCCACAGAGGUCCUACUUCAUCCGGGUCUUCGACAUCAAGGAUGGCAGAAUCAUGUUUGAGCAAGAGCUAUACAACAAUUUCACAACCCACAACUCCAAAUCGUACUUUAUUACUUUUGCCGGAGACACAUGCCAGGUGGGUCUCAACUUUGCCAGCGAGGAAGAGGCCAAACGUUUUCGGAACGCGUUGGCGGACUUGCUUGGGAGAAGACAACGGAAAUCUGAGAAAAGGCGUGACUCUCCGAAUGGUCCUGCCCUCCCCAUGGCGACCGUGGACAUCAAGAACCCAGAGAUCAACAACGCGCCACGCUUCCACAACAACACCCAGGUCAACAACAUUGUGCACUCGUCCUUCGCCAGGAAGGAGAAGAAGGUGAAGGGCAAGAAGAAGAGAUUGACCAAGGCUGACAUCGGCACGCCCAGCAACUUCCAGCACAUUGGACAUGUAGGCUGGGACCCCAACACAGGCUUUGAUUUGAACAACCUGGACCCAGAGUUGAAGAACCUGUUUGACAUGUGUGGCAUCUCGGAGGCCCAGCUGAAGGACAAGGAGACAUCUAAGGUCAUCUACGACUUCAUUGAGAAGAAGGGAGGAGUGGAGGCCGUCAAGAAUGAGCUCCGGAGACAAGCCCCCCCACCCCCACCCUCCAGAGGUGGUCCUCCCCCCCCCGCGCCCCCCCACCACGGCUCAGCCCCCCCUCCGCCUCCCCCUGCCAGGGGCCGAGGAGCUCCUCCGCCCCCUCCCCCGACUCGGGCCCCGACGUCCGCCCCCCCACCACCUCCGCCCUCCCGGCCGGGCAUGGGUGCCCCGCCUCCGCCGCCUCCCCCCAGCCGGGGGCCCCUCCCCCCUCCACCGCAACCCUCCCACGCCAGCAUCGCCCCCCAGGCACCACCUCCCUCGCCCCCCUCCUCCGCCCCAGCAGGCAUCGGCUCCGGAGCGCCUCCGCCGCCGCCUCCCCCUCCGCCCCCGGGCCCCCCGCCCCCAGGGCCCCCACCACUGCCGGAGGCUAACGGUGGAGAUGGGGGUGUGCCCUCACCCCUGGGCGGGGGUAAGAAUGCCCUGCUGAGCCAGAUCCGGGAGGGAGCCAACCUGAAGAAGGUGGAGCAGAAGGAGCGUCCCGUCUCCACCAACACCGGCAGAGACGCCCUGCUGGACCAGAUCAGACAGGGCACCAAACUGAAAAACGUGCCAGACACUGUCGAUUCGGGCCCCCCCACCUCAGCCCCAUCGGCCGGCAUUGUAGGGGCUCUUAUGGAGGUGAUGCAGAAGAGGAGCAAAGCCAUCCACUCCUCAGAUGACGAUGAGGAUGAUGAUGAAGAUGAGGACUUUGAGGAUGAUGAUGAGUGGGAGGACUAGCUUACCCCCCCCCAGCGGAAGAUUACCACACAAUAUUGUUUCUUGUCUUUCUGAAUCUUAUUCAAAUUCUAAUGUAAAUGUUCUAUCGAUUUGCUGUAUAUUUUUGUUGCCUUUGAGCUUCUCUUUUUUUUUUAUCUGUGCAAUACCUCAUGUAAUCUGUAAAGGUUUGUCAUGUAUCUUUUUGUAAAGUAUUCUCUCUCCCUCCCUGAUGAACAUGUGCAAUUUUACAUCGAGGUUGUCUCGACACGUGGAGUUGAAUGUUUCUUUUUGUGUGCUUUUGUCAGCAAUUGGUAUGGAGAGAGAUCUAUUGAACAAAUUGACAGAAACACAUAAAUGUAAUUCAUUGUCAGUACAAAUCGAGAACACUAUUUUCAUACCCUGCCCUUAAUAACUUUUAUUUUUGUGUACUCAAAGAAUCCUAAUUUAGCUCUCCUAUUUUCCUAAAGAAUCCCCUCUUUUUUGGGAUAUAUUUAUCCCCAACUGCUGUCUAUUGUAAAUUUGUCUCAGAGGUUUUUUUUGGAGCCUGUUAUAUUUUUGCACGAAUCGAGAGGAAGGGAAGGGGGGCUUACUACUUGAGUACAGAGUCAACUUCCUGUCUUCAUCUGAACCUGCUGGGUUACGCUUUAAAGGCUAUGAUGUAAAGUUCAGUUCAACAUCCAGCACUCUACACUACACUUUGACCAAGGCUAUACACAAACAUAUACUGUAUACACACAAAAGACCUGCAACAUGGUUUGUUUUAUGGAGCUCAAAAGGUUCUCACUACAACAUCCACCGUUCAGUUUUUCUGUUUUUAUCUUUCUUUGUAUUCCUUAGUUUUGUCUGUCUCUUUACAGUAGCAUUCAGACGUAUUUGUUUGAAUCAGGUGAGCUUUUGUGCAGUAUAAAAAGCUUGAGAGUAAAAGAAACACUUUUGAAAUCUACAAAGCUGCUGUUUACCACUGUGUAACUUGGGGUCGUGAUACUAAAACACGCCGUGGGAGGAAUCGCAGAACGAGACAAGAUUCAAGCCCCCUUGACACUAACCCAUCCCCCAAGCAGAGUAAUACUGCAUAUUUAAACAGGCAGCCUCGUCUAUGACAGCGCUGACUGAAUGUCUCGAACCGGCUGUUAUCACCUGUUUAUCUCUUCCCCAUUCAGCAGUUAGUGACUGUACUCAGUCAAUAGGCCACGGACAUCAACACCCGUGAGAUUAGGUUGGAAAAAUAACAGACUAUUAAAUUGUACACUAUAAUAAAUGUUAAUAUUUCCAUA